AUGAAGGAGUCCAGCUGCCACAACGCAAAAUUGGAGGCAUACUGCAACGCAAAAUUGGAGGCAGUACGUCGCCUCAAAUUCAAGUUCGACGGUCUCGAGCUAAACCACAUCGCGAGCAAGUACAAUGAGGAAGCGGACAAAUUGGCCAAGAUCGCAUUUGGGUGGACCACCAUUCCCCCGAACGUCUUCGUCCGCGACCUCGCCAAGCCAUCCGUCGAUUUUAAGAACCCAGCGGAAGCCACCAGAGCAGCACCCGAACCCUCGGGAGCUACGACCGCCGAGCCCUCGGCCAAAGACCCCUCGGUGGAGGAGUCCGAGGCCAUGGACACAGAAACCGAGAUCUCCUCUGCGGACGGGGCUGAAGCGAUGGAGAUUGACGAGGCCCCGCCUUCACGUGACUGGCGCACCCAGUACCUCGACUGGAUGAUCCGAGAGAUCCAACCCUCAGACCGCGCUCAGGCGUUGCCAGGUGAGCCAACUCUUUUGUCUUGA
Messenger RNA from Panicum virgatum (switchgrass), 492 nucleotides. RefSeq lists its product as uncharacterized. The transcript has a single exon. The record is from RefSeq and is a predicted model, not a curated record. NCBI's taxonomy places the organism in Eukaryota, Viridiplantae, Streptophyta, Magnoliopsida, Poales, Poaceae. The coding region runs from base 1 to 492 and encodes 163 amino acids.